CCUCCUUGCAAGAAAAGAACCAAACUUUCCUACUCUAAACCCAUAUAUAUUAUGAUCACAAUUCUGCCAAACAGUCUGCAACACUUCACAGCUUUUUUUGUCGAGCAAUCCGAAUCAUAGUUAGCUCAAGAAUGGCCAACGAUUCGAUGAAACCCGCUGCUACAUUGCUUCUAUUUCUUAACUUCUGCAUGUAUGUCGUGCUCUUAGGCAUAAGCGGAUGGGCUAUGAACCGCGCUAUUGAGCAUGGUUUUAUCAUUGGUCCAGGAUUGGAGCUGCCUGCACAUUUUUCGCCCAUUUACUUCCCAAUGGGAAAUGCCGCGACAGGAUUCUUCGUGAUGUUUUCUUUGAUAGCAGGAGUAGUUGGUGGCGCUUCGUCCAUCUCAGGCUUCAUCUACCUCCGAUCAUGGGACGGUGUGAGCAAGCCGGCUGCUGUUGCAGUUGCUACUAUUGCUUGGACACUAACUCUCUUGGCCAUGGGCUUCGGGUGCAAGGAGAUCGAGCUCCAGUAUAGGAACGCGAAAUUAGUGGCAAUGGAAGCAUUCAGCAUAAUCCUCUCUGUGACACAGUUCUUAUACAUUAUUGUAAUUCAAGGACCUUUAAUGUAGAGGUUCUUGUUACUAUUUGAUUUUUGCUUGAACUAUUGUUCUUGUUUGUAUUUGGAGAAUCUGAAAUUGGUUGGUUUUGUUGCUGCUUGUAAAGCUUGAUUGACAUUUCAUGGUUUGUAAGAUGUUCCAACUGAGUUUAAAAAUUGAAUAAAAGACACCCUUUUGUAUCGACAAUGGUAAUUUAAACACGAGCAAGAACUAA
Amaranthus tricolor (Joseph's coat) is the source of this 807-nucleotide messenger RNA. RefSeq names its product membrane protein PM19L-like. The record is from RefSeq and is a predicted model, not a curated record. The transcript has 3 exons. Lineage: Eukaryota; Viridiplantae; Streptophyta; Magnoliopsida; Caryophyllales; Amaranthaceae. Bases 132 to 605 code for a protein of 157 amino acids.